Molecule: messenger RNA, 3732 nt
Organism: Nerophis lumbriciformis (worm pipefish)
Lineage: Eukaryota; Metazoa; Chordata; Actinopteri; Syngnathiformes; Syngnathidae
Source: RefSeq, a predicted model, not a curated record
UAAACACACGGUGCACCGUACUAGCGUCAUUUACUCCCUCAGGCCCGGCCUCGUCGAGUCAGGGCAACCUUGUUCAUUCGCCGGCCUGGUGGCUUGCCUGUGCAGGGGAAGGCGAAAGAGAGGCCUCGGCAUGGCGGGCAUGGAGGCGCGGCAGCAGGCUGCAGGACGUUGUGCAUUCUCUCUCUACCCCGGAGCUCAGCUGAAAGCAAUGACUGUCACGCCAAAGAAGCUCUGAAGAUGAAAAGAACUCCUGUUAGACGAAGGUUGGAGGCACAGUCCAUGACCCUGCCAACUGCAAGACUACCUUUUAGAUUAGUAGUGAAGGACAACAGGAAGCCAUCCCAAUCUCAGGGCCAAGGCGCAAACGCCUGGACUCUCUGAGCAGGACAGUCCGGUAAAGACCAGAUAUGGAUACCAUGCAGGGGCAGGGAUCAGGCCGGGAUGGAGGUUUGGGAAGGAGGUCAAGAUACCUGGAGCGCAGGAGGAGAUCUUGGAAGACCAGAACAGACUUGGGAGUGCAAGAGUAAUGAAGAUGUAUGGAGAAGCAAAAACAGAACGAAUGUGUGGCAUCCUGAAGUUUCCAUGGUUCAGUCUAUUGAGGAACACAAGCCACCUAUGAUCUCCACCAAGAAGGAGCCUCCCACCUACGCUCCAGGAAGCCAAGAAGAGGGCUGGCAGCUCCAGAUUGUCGCCAUCGGCAGAGUGACGUGUCCCAAAUGUAGAAGUGUGAGCCGGAAGACUGUGGAAGGCUUGAAGAAGCACAUGGAGAACUGCAGACUGCAACCCUUCACAUGCCCGCACUGUGGGAAGCAGCUGAUGUCCUCCAUGGGGAUGAAGUAUCACAUCAUGGCCAACCACAGCUUCCUGCCAUCAGCAGAUGACACUAAGGACCUGGAUGACCGCACUAUUAAAGACAAGCUGCGUAAAAUCCUGAAGAAGUUGGGCAAGUUGAAGUGCUCCAAAGAGGGCUGCAGGGCGGCUUUCACCAGCAUUAUGGGAUAUUUGUACCACAUGAAGAAGUGCGGCAAGCAGAAGGCGGAGCUGGAGAAGAUGCUGCUCAGUUGCUCCCACUGUGGGACAACCUACAAGUCCAAAUCGGGCCUGGAGUACCACCUCAAGUCUGAGCACGCCCCAACUGCUGAGAACAGCGAGGAAGACGAGGUGCUGAAGGUCCGAAAGGAAGCAGACCCGGAGAGGAUGCCCAGUGGCAGAUUACAACGGGCUUCUGCACUGGUGGCCAACUUUCACAUGGCGGAGAUCGCCAGCAAUGAGCCGCACAAAGAUUGGCCCAAGAGGAAAUUUCAGUCAGACUUGGUGCCUGACGACAAAAAGUUAAAAUUCUUUCGACCCAGCCUGCCCGCCUUCAGCCAGGAGGUGCUGAAGAAGUGGAAGGACGAGUUGAAGCUGCACAGGAAGGUCCAAUGUCCCAACCAGGGCUGUGGCUGCACCUACACCAGCGUGUCAGGACUAAAGGCUCAUCUGGGACUGUGCCCAAUGGGUGACGUUGACGCGGGCAAGUACAAAUGUCUGAUCUGCAGCAAAGAGUUUAAAUCAGAGAGCGGGGUGAAAUACCACAUCAACUCCACGCAUUCACAGGACUGGUUUGUGACAAACAAAAAAGCUUCAAAGAAGUUUGAGAAGUUCCUUAAAAGGCAAUCCAAGGAGUCUUUCCAAAAACCAGAGCAGCAGAUAACAAAUGCACACCACCAUCACCAUCACCUCCGUUUUCAUCAUCAUCAUCAUCGUCAUCAUCAUCAUCAUAUGCAGGCCCUCCACCUAGAUUACCACCGUGUCCUCCCACUGGCCGAAACCCACUCUGAGAAGCUUGUGCUGCAUUACGCCCCUCUGGAACCUCCGCCCGGACCCUUGUGGGUGGACAUGGACAGGAGGGGAGAGCAGGCCCCCAUUGAGAUGGAAGACGAUGCAUAGAGAGGAGGGGAGAGAAUGAAGGAAGACGGGAGGCACAGACUGACUUAAAAAGUCCAACAUGGUGCUGAUAUGAAGAAGAGAAGAGGUGAGGACUGCUGUUAAGUUGUUAGUGUUUAACUUUGCUUCUUGUAGUGUUAAUCUGUGUGUUUAUGGCUCCAAGACAUUGUGUUCACCUGCUAUACUCCAUUUGUAAGUACGUCAGAGAAACAGUUCAGUACUGUAUUUCCUCUUGGUGCCUCUCAACCUUCACCUAACAUCGUCGUUUUGUAUUUUUACUGUCUGAUCUUAUUACAGUGAGCUUUGAUUUCUUAGUUCAUAUACAUAAAUGUUUCUACCAUACUUAUUUUUUACGAGCGAUCUGCUUCUGGUUUAUCAUACUAACAUUGUUAAAACAAUACAUUUAAAUCUUUAUGGCUUGUGUUUCUGUUUAAGAUCACAAAUAAAGCAAUGACUAAAUCCAGUAUAUUUAUCGAGGUACUCAAACCAGUGAACUUAACUUAUUUUAGACUUAGACAUAGACAAACUUUAUUGAUCCACAAGGGAAAUUGUUCCACACAGUAGCUCAGUUUCAAAUGAUGGAAAGGAUAAUGCAGGUAUUAAAUAGACAAAAAAUGUACCAUAGUAGCAAUAUAAAAUAUAACAUAUAUGUAAUAUUUGCAUAUUAAAUAUGCAGUAUAUAAUAUAUACUUAUAUACAGUGUUGGGACUAACGCGUUACAAAGUAACGCGUUACUGUAACGCCGUUAGUUUCGGCGGUAACUAGUAAUCUAACGCGGUUUUUUUUAUAUUCAGUAACUCAGUUACCGUUACUACAUGAUGCGUUACUGCGUUAUUUUACGUUACUUUUUAUGUAGUAUAAAGUGUGUUUUAUCGGAGCGCUGCUCUGUCAUCGUUCUGAUUCUUCUUGUGUCAAGCCGGAGAAGAGAGAGAGACAUAUGCGCUCUGUGUGGGUGUGUGUGCGUGUGAGUGUGGAGAGGGGGGGGCGUGUCUGAUCAUGGCGGAGCCAGAAGUCGAGUUUGCUAACAUGGAGAUAUUUUCACUACUUUUCUUUUGUCGAGCACAAAGAAAAUAACAUUUUAGUUAAAUGUAAAUUGUGCUUUGGAUCAAAGAUCCCAUCUACUGCCCAAAACAGCAAUUCAAAUCUGCUGAAACAAGCUACAUAGCAACAUGCUUCGACGAAGCUAGUAAAGAGAGACAGAGACUCUGAUGCCACUUCACCUCCACCACCACCACCAUUCACCGCUGAAGGUACACACUCUGUCAAUCAAUGUUCCCUCUAAUUGUUGAUGUGUGUGAGCAAAUGCAAAAAGUCCCUGAGCAUUGAGUGGAGCCCAUGUGAGCAACAUCACACGUGCACACUGUGGCUACACCAGCAGCACACCUGUCCCAAACCUGACUAAAUAACAACUUACAUCUCCAUCCAUCCAUCCAUUUUCUACCGCUUGUCCCUUUCGGGGUCGCUGGAGCCUAUCUCAGCUGCAUUCGGGCGGAAGGCAGUGUACACCCUGGACAAGUCCCCACCUCAUCACAGGGCCAACACAGAUAGACAGACAACAUUCUCUUAUUAUUAUAAUCAAAUGACAGCAGUCAUUUCCAUUUCUAAUAUAAGUGUUUAGGCCCACUUAUAAUGACAAUAACAAAAAAUAUUGUUUUUCAUGAACUGUGUACUUGUAUUGUUUGUCUGGGUGGAGGUCCUGCUUUGGAAAUAAUUUGUACCCCUUUCAGACAUUGCAUUUAGUUCCCAUUAAAACAUUCACAUGUUGCACAAUGAGAUGUAAGCAGGGGAUCAUGUGUACAUUCCUGC